AAGAGCGGGUUUGUUUCGCGCGCGGCGCUUUGAUUUUUUUUUUUCUCUCUCUCUCUCUUCUCCCCUCCUUCAUCUUUUGCAUUUGUUUCGAGGGGAGGGCGACCGCCUUUCCCUCCUCCUCCUCCCCCUUUGCAAAAAAAAAAAAAAAUCCGCAUCUCGUUUCGGGGUUUGCAACCAACUGUUAAAAGGCUCAACUAUGCCCAAAAGAAAGGCUGCAGCUGAAGGUGAAAUAAAGGAGGAGCCAAAGAGACGAUCGGCUAGACUAUCUGCUAAGCCUGCUCCACCCAAACCAGAGCCAAAGCCGAAAAAGGCAGCACCGAAGAAAGAAAAAGGAGGGAAUGAUAAGAAAGAAGACAAAAAAGUAACAACAAAAGGGAAAAAGGGAGCCAAAGGGAAAGAUGAAACUAAACAAGAAGAUGCUAAAGAAGAAAACCACUCUGAGAAUGGAGAUACCAAAACUAACGAGGCACCAGCUGCUGAAGUAUCUGAUGACAAGGAAGCCAAGUCCGAGUAACAGAUUUAGCCCUCUUCAUUUCCAUCAUUUGGUAUUCGUACCUCCAUACUGUAUUGUUAAGAGAGGAAUAUUUUUAUCAACUAUUUUAUAAAUGCAGGUUUUUUUAGCAUGAAUUUAAUCAUGGAACAUCUUCAUCUCGGUUACUUGGACUUCAAAACCAACCAACCAACGACAACAACAACAAAAAAAAUUUAUUGUUUUUAAAAUUUUGUGAUUGUCAUAGUUUGUAUGGUACCCAGAAAGAAUCAGUGGUGGUAGCUAUUGACUUCUAUCAGUAUAUAAUCCCUUUGUGUGUCAGUCAUACGGAAUUCAGAUUUUAAUUUUACCCUUGUUACAUGUUGUAUGGUUUCUUAACGUGGGGAGGUCUAAAAAAAAAAAAAAAUACACACACAAAAACCACAAUUGCGUCAGACAUUCCGGUGGUUCUGUGACUUGCUUUUAUAAAGAAGGUGAGAUAUUUUCAUGAAAAAUCUUAAGAAGCUGGAAACUUGUUGUAUCCCAAAUGUAGUUUUAUUUUGUCACAUUUUGGAGAAUAAUAUUAAAAUAUGUAAUCAUGUUUUUAAAUGAAAUACAAAAAAAAAACUUUUAAAAAAGAGAAGGGCAGGUUUGACUGAAUAUACCCACUGUUAGGAAUUUUGCUGGAUUUAUCUUAAUAAAAUGUCUCCUCAAAAGA
Protobothrops mucrosquamatus (brown spotted pit viper) is the source of this 1187-nucleotide messenger RNA. Its product is annotated as non-histone chromosomal protein HMG-14A. Gene Ontology annotation, biological process: chromatin organization. The coding region runs from base 197 to 514 and encodes 105 amino acids. The record is from RefSeq and is a predicted model, not a curated record. Gene Ontology annotation, molecular function: nucleosomal DNA binding. NCBI's taxonomy places the organism in Eukaryota, Metazoa, Chordata, Lepidosauria, Squamata, Viperidae. Gene Ontology annotation, cellular component: nucleus; chromatin. The transcript is spliced from 6 exons.